Leucoraja erinaceus (little skate) is the source of this 3077-nucleotide messenger RNA. RefSeq names its product annexin A6 (gene anxa6). The record is from RefSeq and is a predicted model, not a curated record. The transcript has 25 exons. The coding region runs from base 192 to 2204 and encodes 670 amino acids. Gene Ontology annotation, biological process: mitochondrial calcium ion homeostasis; plasma membrane repair; neural crest cell migration. Gene Ontology annotation, molecular function: calcium-dependent phospholipid binding; cholesterol binding; chondroitin sulfate binding. Gene Ontology annotation, cellular component: focal adhesion; cytoplasm. NCBI's taxonomy places the organism in Eukaryota, Metazoa, Chordata, Chondrichthyes, Rajiformes, Rajidae.
CGCCAGUCUACACAGCGGGUGGGAGUGAUCUACGGGGCAGUAGCCGCAGAGCACUGCACCACAUAAGACUAGGGCGGCUCCCAGAGAGAGAGAGGGUCGGCUUACUGCAGGGGAGAGGCGGCAGAGAGAGACGGUUCGACCGCAGCCCCGGAUAGUUUUGGAUCGACGUCCGACCACGAUAACUGGAAGCCAUGUCAGCCACGGUGAAGGGCAGCAGAGCCGGGUACAGGGGCAUCGUGAAGGACACACAGAAUUUUGUCGCCAAUCAGGAUGCAGAGGUUCUCUACAAUGCAAUGAAAGGAAUUGGCAGUGAUAAGGAGACCAUCAUUGACCUGCUGACCUCCCGGUCCAACAAACAGCGGCAGCAGGUCUACGUGAGCUACAAGACUCUCUUUGGACGGGAUUUGAUCGAUGACCUCAAGUACGAGCUGACGGGGAAGUUCGAGAGGCUGAUCAUUGGGCUAAUGAAACCCCCGGCUGUUUACGACGCUAAAGAACUGAAGGACGCCAUUGAGGGUUUGGGAACAGAUGAGAACUGUGUGAUUGAGAUCCUUGCGUCCAGGAGCAAUAAGCAGAUCCACGAGCUGACGGAGGCCUACAAGGAAGUGGUAGGGGAAUCAGAUCUGGAGGCGGACGUUGUUGGUGACACCUCCGGCCACUUCAAGAAGAUGCUGGUGGUCCUACUGCAGGGAACGAGAGAAGAGGAUGACGUUGUGAGUGACGAUCUCGUGGCUCAGGAUGCAAAGGAGCUGUACGAAGCAGGAGAGCUUCAGUGGGGCACUGAGGAGAGCGCGUUCAUCUCUAUCUUGGGCAAUCGGAGCCACUGUCACCUCCAGCUGGUCUUCGAGGAGUAUCGGAAUAUUUCCGGGAGCGAGAUUGAAGAGAGCCUGAGAGACGAGCUGUCGGGAGACUUUCAGAAGCUAAUGCUGGCAGUGGUCAGAUGUGCCAGGAACAUUCCGGAAUACUUGGCUUCUCGACUCUUCAAGGCAAUGAAGGGUGUGGGCACCCGGGACAACACUCUGAUCCGGAUCAUGGUGUCCCGCUCCGAGGUGGACAUGCUGGACAUCCGUGAGGAGUUCCGUAAGAAGUACGAGAAGUCCCUGCACAGUAUGAUCCGGAGUGACACGUCCGGCGUCUACAAGCGAGCGCUGCUCCGACUGUGCGGCGGAGACGAUGACGUUGCGGGUGAAUUUUUCCCUGAAGCCGCUCAGGUUGCCUAUCAGAUCUGGGAGCUCAGUGCCACCGCCAGGGUUGAGCUCAGAGGGACGGUGAGACCAGCCGCGGACUUCAACGUAGAGGCCGACACAAAGGCUCUUCGCAAAGCGAUGAAAGGACUAGGUACCGAUGAGGAGACCCUCAUCAAUAUCAUUCCAUACCGGAGCAACGCACAGAGGCAGCAGCUGAGGAAGCAGUUCAAAUCCCAGCUGGGACGGGAUCUGAUGGCGGAUUUGAAGUCGGAGGUGGGAGGGAAUCUCCAGCGUGUACUAUUGGGUCUGAUGAUGACCCCCGCCCAUUACGAUGCCAAGCAGCUCCAAAAAGCCAUGAAGGGUGCUGGCACUGAUGAGAGGGUGUUGAUUGAAAUUCUCACCACAAGGACAAACCAGGAGAUAAAGGACAUCAAGGAGGCAUACCAAGAGGUUUAUCACACGAGCUUAGAGGAUGACUUGGGUUCUGAUACGUCUGGUCACUUCAAGAGGCUCCUCAUUUGCUUGGUUCAGGGCAAUCGAGAGGAACAGGACGCAGAUCUGGCCCGUGCUAUGGAAGACGCAAAGGAAUUGUGCACCUCGAGUGAUGAGGAAUCGUGUUCCAUGGAGUCCAAGUUCAUCAGCAUCCUCUGCACCAGAAGCUACCCGCAUCUCAGGAGGGUGUUUCAGGACUACAUUAAGCUGACCAACAAGGACAUUGAACAAGUUAUCAAGAACGAGAUGUCAGGAGACCUUCUGUUCGGACUGAUUGCCAUAGUGCGUUCUAUCAAGAACAAAGCAUCUUUCUUUGCAGAACGCUUGUACAAGUCAAUGAAGGGAGCUGGGACAGAUGACCGGACACUGACCAGGAUCCUGCUGUCCAGGAGCGAGAUAGAUCUGAUGAAUGUCAGGCACGAGUUCAAGGAGAUGUACGAGGCCUCUCUCUACUCCUUCAUCGAGAGCGAUGCCUCGGAUGAAUACGGCCGGGUGCUGCUGAUCAUGUGCGGCGGUGAAGACUAGGAGGGUUGUCCUCCUCACACUGUGGCAUCCCCUCCUUGAUCACCAGAGAGGUCCCAGAGGUCAAGGGGCUGUUACAUUGGAGCAGAGCCAGCUCUCAGCCGGGGAAGAGAGACCAUUGCCCAUCUCCGUCCCUCCCCACCCCACCCCAGACCAACAAUAUGGCAGAGACCAAGGCUCCAUCGUGGUGGACUCGUUUCCCAUGCUCCAUGUCCUGGGAUCUCAACAUCUCCUUAGGAGGUCCAUGUCCACCCAGGAUCCUGGUGCCCAUGGACUUCUCCAGCCCUGGUCCCGGAGCAUCACGGCCUUGAUGGUUCCACCAGAACCCUGACCUGGUUGGUUGGUGGUCUUCAAAUCUUGACCAUUGACCAACGCUCCUCAAUGGCUGGUUGACCUUCUCCUCCUCCUUGUCCUGUCGUCCAAAGUCCCACCCAUGCACGGUCCCAUCUCCUCCUACUGGGAGUCCACCAAGACCCAGGUCUCAUCCUCUGGUUGGGAAUCCCGUGUACCUUCCUCUCCCACUUUCCCAAAUACGUGUGGUCCACCCCGUGGUCUUCCAGUCUCUCCCGUCCCAAAACCCCCGCCACGGUAGAGGAGAACAGCGGAGAUCUAAGGUCACAUGACUGGGGAAUGCAACCAACAAGACCACCCCCCAAUCCUUCAUCUACCAUCGAUGGACCCUUGGACCUCUCGUUACCUCGACGGACGGAGGUAGACGUUGGAGGUGCCACCUCGGCCCAAUGCUCCUCAUGCCAGCUGGUCUCUCCACCGCUCUCUCCUGCACGGAUCUGCGCUCCCUUCAAUGCUCCAUUGCCUUCCAUUCAGCUUGUCCUAUUUUAUAAAAAGAAAAGAUUCAAAUAAACCCCACGAACCACC